AUAUAGCCCUACUCGGCGGAGUGCACGGCGCGCAGUGUGGUCUGCGGCGGGAGCGGGAGUAUGUCUGGCAGAGGCAAGGGUGGGAAGGGGCUCGGCAAGGGGGGCGCCAAGCGCCACCGCAAGGUGCUGCGCGACAACAUCCAGGGUAUCACCAAGCCGGCCAUCCGCCGCCUGGCGCGGCGCGGCGGCGUCAAGCGCAUCUCGGGGCUCAUCUACGAGGAGACGCGCGGCGUGCUCAAGGUCUUCCUGGAGAACGUCAUCCGCGACGCCGUCACCUACACCGAGCACGCCAAGAGGAAGACGGUCACGGCCAUGGACGUGGUCUACGCGCUCAAGCGCCAGGGACGCACCCUCUACGGCUUCGGUGGCUGAACUCCCGUUGCAAACCUUACGCUGUUAAACAUCAAGGCUCUUUUCAGAGCCACCCACACAUUCACAACGGGAGCUGUUUAUUACUUAAGCAUUAGUAACAUAAAAAGAUCUUGCUAGUU
Messenger RNA from Meleagris gallopavo (turkey), 491 nucleotides. The record is from RefSeq and is a predicted model, not a curated record. NCBI's taxonomy places the organism in Eukaryota, Metazoa, Chordata, Aves, Galliformes, Phasianidae.